Dioszegia hungarica is the source of this 4050-nucleotide messenger RNA. RefSeq lists its product as uncharacterized. Gene Ontology annotation, molecular function: protein binding. The record is from RefSeq and is a predicted model, not a curated record. The transcript is spliced from 9 exons. The coding region runs from base 1 to 4050 and encodes 1349 amino acids. Lineage: Eukaryota; Fungi; Basidiomycota; Tremellomycetes; Tremellales; Bulleribasidiaceae.
AUGAUCAGUAUAGCCGAGGUGACAGAGGACCGCUCGAGCUCUGUCUUCUUACCGGUCCGAGGGGUUCCGUCAGCAACCAACCGGGCUGUGCACCGACCAGCCGCCAUGUCAACGUUCCCCUACCUUGCGAGGACAACGCUCAAGUACAAGAGUCCUCAUGCUACCGACCUCUCCUUUGCCAAGGAUGAGACGAUCCGCGUGACCGGUCCCUCUGAUGACGAUGAGGAUUGGCUUUUAGGUGAGACUAUGGACGGAUCGAAGAGCGGUGGCUUCCCUAAGGACUUCAUCGUGCCCAUCGAAGGGGAAGCAGCCUCUGAGCCGGCCUCGACCGAGACCACAGCUGCAGCUCCUUCCCAGGCGGCUGCUGUGGUCCAGGACGACCCCCCUCCGAUGUCAAAGGAAGCGGCCGCUCCUCCCUCCCCCAAGAUCACUCCUGCCUCCCUACCACCCUCCACGACGGCUUCUCCCGCUCCGUCCAUCCCGGCGGCAGCAGCGCCAGCCCCGUCAGCCCCCACUGGCGACGACGAUGAGCCCGCCAAGCGGUCCAUGAAGGACCGUCUCGCCUUCUUUGCUGCCGCGCAGACCAAAGCCGGGCCGCCCCCGCCGAUCAAGCCCAAGCCGGCAGCGGGUGGGCUGACAUGGAGCCAGAGGCAGAAGCUGAGGCAGGAGCAAGAAGCGAAGGAGAGGGAGGAGGGCGGUGGCACACCAGCUGCCGCUCCUGCUGGUCCCGCCGUCACUCCCGCCGCUGCUUCCGCUGCCCCAGCACCGGCUGCGCCCGCUGCGAGCGGGACGGAAGGGGAGGUCAAAGCUGGAGCUGGACUAUCGGCGGCGGACGCUCAGAACUCAAUUGGGAAGGGCGGAUCCCUGAAAGAACGGAUGGCAGCUCUGCGUGGCGCAGGCGCCUUUGGCGCGCCUGAAGCGAAAGCUGCACCCUCACCACCACCAAAAGCCAGUGGGAAAGUAUGGAGCCGUCCUGCUGCUCCUGAGCCUCAGCCUGGGGAUGAGGAAGAGGACGAAGGAGCCGCCCGGCCGAGUGAGGACCAGAAGGGGGAAGCGGAGACGGGGACGGGGGACACAGAGGUCGUCGGUGAGGAAGCUACCGAGGAGACGGAAGAGGAGCAAGAGAAGGCUCGCCGAGCAGCUAUUGCCGCCAGAAUGGCCAAGCUCGGCGCACGAGGACCGAUGGGCAUGGCUGCUCAGCCUCCACCCAAGCCUGCUCGGAAGCCAACUAGCGAUAAUAUUGCCAGCAGCCCUACCGCCGAGAAGAGCGACCCGGUGCCUACUCCAUUUGAGGGGCAAGCUUCAGUCCCGUCCUCACCCGUCGCCGAGAAGAAGGAGCAGGAAGUCGCACCAGGCAGUGCGAUCUCACCGCCUGUAUCGGUCGCGAUGCCUGCUAUUCCCCGUCGGACAGCUGGGCCCCGCCGCGCUGCUCGACCAGCAGCGGCCAAGCCCGACCCGGCGGACGACGAGAAUCGGCUCGAGAAGGUUCAUCCGGAUGGCACAAUCUCGCCCCCUCCUGCGGUCAUGGUGGCGAAUGAGGAGGAGCCAAUGCCUAAAUCUGAGCAGCACAUAGAGCGGGAGAGACAGGAAGAGAAGGCGGGUAAAGGCCCAGAGGGGAUGCAGGGAGCUCAGGCGGCGGGAAUCGCCCUCGCGCCUGUAUCCGGUAAUGUGGAUGCGCAGGACGCAGAGGAGUCCGAGGAGGGGGCCGGAGAGGGCAUCGCUCCGGUCAGUCAGGCGCCGGAAAUGAUCCCCAUCAAUCCGCCAGCACCGUCCCCGUCGGUGAACGAUGUCGAGCCGCCCCAUUCUCCGAGACCAGCGAUGUCACCGUCCCACGCCAUCCCCGGUCUUCCGAAAGACGAGAUUGAGAUGAAGCAUGAGCAUGACGCUCAGAUGGCGGAACAAAAAGAGGAAGAGGAUGAAGAGGAGAAGGAAGCACCGCCUCAGCCUCCGCAACGGGUGGCGAUGGACCGUCCUACCGGGCCCAGACCGCUCCCCUCGGCGCCUGCCGGGGAAGCACCUCCUCCCCGCUCUCUACCACCUCGGCCCACGCAGGCUUCAGUCGCUCCGCCCCAGGAUGAGACUGAGGAUGAGGAGGAGCGAGAGGCAGAUGAAGAGGACGAUGUACCUGCUCCACCACCUCGUCAGCCGAGUAUGCCUCUGCCUCCCCGCCCCGUCCCCGUCCCUGCGGAGUCGGACGAGGAUGAGGAGGGUGAUGAGGCGCCUCCGCCACCUCCGCCCGUACGCCGGACGACCCUGCCCCCUCCCCCAGCUCAAGAGGAGGAGGAGGAGGAACAGGAGGAAGAAGAGGAAGGAGAAGGCAUUCCACCACCCCCACCGCGCAGGGAGCCAAGCGUGCCCGUUCCUAUCCAGAUGCCUCCUCGUGGGAUGUCCUCAGGACCCAAGUCGCCCAUCUUGUCUUCGGCUGAAUCACCCAUCGUCGCUUCUUCGCCGACUCGCUCCAAUGCGCUUGAUGAGGACGGUCCGACCACAGCCGAGCCUGAGACCACAGGCGAGGACGAGGAAGCCGCCCGCCGUCAAGGCAUCGCCGCGCGGAUGGCCAAGCUCGGAGGGAUCAAAUUUGGCGUUCCUCCUCCUGUCCCCAAAGUCAAGCGGACCAUGACCAGCGAUAACGCCGAGCCCUCUUCGCCUGGCGUCAAUGCCCCUCGUCCGGAUAUUCCAAUGGGCGGUACCGAGUCGGGACCGACCUCACCAAUCCGGUCUACGAGGAAAGCGGUGCCCCAGAUGGAAGCUUCCCAGCCGGAGAAGAGUGGAGAAGGGGACGAGACGCCCGAGCAGGAGUCGGAGCGUAGACGGAAGACGCUGGCUAGAUUACGGGCGGGCGGUACGCUGGGGUAUGGGAUGUUUGGGCAGGGGCACGGGGGUGCACAGGCUACAGGGGACGAGCGCGGGGUGGAAGAGGAGGAGGCGCCAGUCGAGGAGGAGCCAGAGACUCCCGCUGCGGUGCAAGACGCAGAGCCGGUCUCACCGGUGACUGCCCGUCCGCCGGUUCCAGCUGGUCGACCUCUACCCUCUGCUCCAACUCCAUCAGCCCAGGAAGACGACGAGGAAGAUGGCGCGCCUCCGCCACCUCCGGCUGGAAGGCCGCCAGUCCCGUCGAAUCGCCCGAUGCCUCCUACACCGGGUCUCGAGGAGGAUGAUGACGAGCUACCACCACCGCCUCCCCCGCCUGCUCGACCUAUGCGGACCGCAACCUCGGACGUCCCGCAGUCUCCAGUCCGAUCCACCUCUACUCGGACCCUAGAUGCCUCGACUCCGGGCCCACCGUCCUUGUCUCAGCCCGUCUUGGGCGGUAUGAGCACAAUGGCCGAGCCUAGCGAGAUGGCUCCACGAUCGCCGGAUACUCCCACCCGGCCCCCUCCUAUCCAGACCAACCCCAGCCAGACCUCUCUUGCGGGACAACAAGGACCCGAGAGCCCCAUCGCUCGGCGGUCCAUGUCGAUCGCAUCGAGGCAGUCGUUCCAGUCGACUCGAUCCCCCUCGUCUCCCGCGGUGGCGCGGCAGGACUCUAUGCGCAGUACGCCUGAACAAGGUGGUCGAUCGAGCUUUGCGGGUAAUCGACCGGGAUUUAACGAGCUGCAGGCGGCGAGUCAGGAUGCGGGGGCGAGGGUGUUGCGCGCUGCUCAGGGGUUGUUCGGGCAGGGGAAGAGGGGGUACAUGGGUGAUGGGAGUCCAGCCGGUUUCGUCAUGGUAGUAUACGAGCAAGCGAAGCUGCCUCGUCCCGAGCAGAGCUGGGGACAGGUGGUGUUCGAGCAGGAGGGCGGCUCGGUCAUGAAGAAGUAUGACGAGCCCCGUGCAGGAGAUAUCGCCGCAUUCUACGAUGCCAAGCUGAAGGGCAAGAAGGGGCUCUCGAGCUAUAACCAGCACGUCGGCUCCGUAGAGGAUCCGUUAGUGGGGGUCAUUGCCGAGUCGGAGCAGAAGAAGCACAAGCUGCGGGUCAUGCAGGUCGAGCGAGGGGUAUCGGAGGAAGUCAGCUAUCGGUGUGAUGAUCUGAAAUCUGGGCGGAUUGUCGUCUUUCGACCUGGGAUGUGA